CAGACUGGAGGUGUCAGUGGGUGAGAGGACUCUGAAGAGCGAGCCGCAGUCCUGCCCACUCUUCAUGGGGGCAAAGAGCACCUGAAAAACAGAACUAGGGAGGGGGUUCCGGAUAUAACGAAGUCUUAAGCACAGACGCCUUAGUCAAAGUCUGUCUCUACUUUGUUGCUUUGCAGGCUCUGGGCUCUCCAACAACGCGAGCCCCACAGCUCGGCCCAGGGGACACUUACACUGCAGGCAGAAAGCCGGCCACUAGAGGAUCUCUAACUCACCCCAAGAAACUGAGGGCUGAAGUGAAGAAGCAAAAUGGUGGCCUCGCUUCUCGCUGUCCUACGAACAAGCAGGUUGUGUCAAUGGGGCUGCAAGAACAGGGCGCAGCUGUUAGGGCCCCUGCCAUUUGGUCCCGGUGGCUGGAGCACUUGGGCCCCUAAGCGGGAAAACGCGACUCUGAGCCUGGAGCCCGCGGGGCGCAGCUGCUGGGACGAGCCGCUGAGCAUCUCCGUGCGCGGCCUGGCCCCCGAGCAGCCCGUCACACUGCGCGCCGCCCUGCGCGACGAGAGAGGCGCGCUCUUCCGCUCACACGCCCGUUACCGCGCCGACCCCCACGGCGAGCUGGACUUGGCGCGCGCGCCCGCGCUGGGCGGCAGCUUCGCGGGGCUCGAGCCCAUGGGGCUGCUCUGGGCAAUGGAGCCCGAUCGACCGCUCUGGCGCCUGAUCAAGCGCGACGUCCAGACGCCCUUCGUGGUGGAGCUGGAGGUGCUGGACGGCCACGAGCCCGACGGCGGGCGGCUGCUGGCGCGGGCGGUGCACGAGCGUCACUUCAUGGCUCCCGGGGUGCGGCGCGUGCCCGUGCGCGAGGGCCGUGUGCGCGCCACACUCUUCCUGCCUCCAGAACCUGGGAUCUAUCCUGGGAUCGUGGACCUUUUCGGAGCUGGAGGUGGCCUUCUGGAGUAUCGAGCAAGUCUGCUGGCUGGGAGGGGUUUUGCUGUCUUGGCUCUGGCUUACUAUAACUACGAUGACCUCCCCAAGGGCUUGGAAACCAUGCGCAUGGAGUACUUUGAAGAAGCUGUGCACUACCUGCUUAGUCACCCUGAGGUGAAAGGUCCAGGAAUUGGGAUUCUUGGGAUUUCCAAAGGGGGUGAACUUGGCCUUGCUAUGGCCUCCUUCCUGAAGGGCAUCAAGGCUGCUGUCUUCAUCAAUGGCUCUAUGGCCGCUGUUGGGAACACCAUAUACUACAAGGAUGAGACUAUACCUCCUUUGUCUGUUCUGAGAGAUCAAGUCAAAGUGACCAAAGAUGGCCUCGUGGAUGUUGUGGAUGGGCUUCAAAGCCCUUUGGUAGAGACGAAGAGCAUCAUCCCUGUGGAAAGGUCUGACACCACCUUCCUGUUCCUUGUGGGUCAGGAUGACCGCAACUGGAAGAGCGAGUUCUAUGCCAAUGAGAUCUCCAAACGCUUACAGGCCCAUGGGAAGGAGAAGCCUCAGAUCAUCUGCUACCCAGAAGCGGGGCACUAUAUUGAGCCCCCUUACUUCCCCCUGUGCAAGGCUGGCAUGCACGUCCUGGUGGGUACUAAUAUCACCUUUGGAGGGGAGCCUAAGUCUCAUGCCAUGGCCCAGGUCGAUGCAUGGCAGCAACUCCAGACUUUCUUCCACAAACACUUGUUUUCUCUGUGUAGCCCUAGCUGACCUGGAACUUGCUUUAUAGACCAGGCUGACCUUGAACUUCUGUAGAUCCACCUGCUUCUGCCUCCCGAGUGCUGGAACUAAAGGCGUGAACCGUUCUGCCCAGCAUAAGUUUUUUUCUUUAUGUAAUACAGUAAGUGCCUCUGAAGGACUGCAGACACAGCAGAGGGGUGAUGUGCUUAUCUUUCUGGAAGAGUGAAUAGUGUCCUGAGUUCUUGCCUCGGUGCCAUAAGACAACAAAGAAAUUAAAACUUUCUUCUAAAAGUCAUGCCUGUUUAGCUGGGGAGAUGGCUUAGUGGGCAAGAGUGCUUGCUGCUAAGCUGACAACCCAGGACCCACAUGGGAUAUGAGAACCAGCAAGUUAUCUAUACACACACACACACACACACACACACACAUACACAAACGUGCACACACACUCGCACACACUCAUAAAUAAAAUGUAAGCUACAAAUAGUGCCUCUCCAAAAAGUUCUUUUAUAUUAUGAAUUAAAUGGGAACCUUAAGUAUUAACAUUCUUAUUAAAAUAAAAAUUAGAUUUUUAUAGACAAAA
Messenger RNA from Arvicola amphibius (Eurasian water vole), 2233 nucleotides. RefSeq names its product acyl-coenzyme A thioesterase 1-like. The transcript is spliced from 4 exons. Gene Ontology annotation, molecular function: fatty acyl-CoA hydrolase activity. Gene Ontology annotation, biological process: acyl-CoA metabolic process; fatty acid metabolic process. Bases 307 to 1683 code for a protein of 458 amino acids. NCBI's taxonomy places the organism in Eukaryota, Metazoa, Chordata, Mammalia, Rodentia, Cricetidae. The record is from RefSeq and is a predicted model, not a curated record.